AUGGUUUCUCUCAAAACAUUAUCGAUAUUCCUCUCCGCUGGAAUCUUUGGUCUCCAAGCCCUGGCUGGCCCCAUCCCAAACCAAGACCUCAACCAGAUCGCGGUAUUCAAACAGAAUCGCCAUGACGAACAAAACUCUUUUCUCGACUCUCUCAAUGGUAUUCUUCGAAAGCGGUUUUCAGCUCCUAUAAUUGAUACAAGAGCCCCUCUACCAAAUUUGAAUCAUGAGGGUUCCAGCGACCAUGGCACUAGGUCGCCAGAUAAGCGGUUGGCAUCAAGAUCACUCGCAAUUGCUCCAAGAGCAGUUUCAGAAAACAUCGAAGUUCAGACUGUGACUUUUAGUCCCGAGGAGAAAACGCUUCUUCGCGAAAGGCUUCGGUCUCGUUUCCCUGGGUUUGAUGCACCGGGCUUGAGUACUAUAUCACCGCCAGGAUUUCUCGUCGUGCUAUUGAUAAUUGGUACUGUUGGUGGGGCACUGUUUAUGAUAUUUCCCGUUGGUUGGCUUUAUUAG
Molecule: messenger RNA, 510 nt
Organism: Orbilia oligospora ATCC 24927
Lineage: Eukaryota; Fungi; Ascomycota; Orbiliomycetes; Orbiliales; Orbiliaceae
Exons: 1
Coding region: 1-510 (169 amino acids)
Source: RefSeq, a predicted model, not a curated record